AUGGAUUAUGAGUAGGUAAUGAACGACAAAAAGUUGCGAGAGUAACUGGAAGGAGGUGAAACCAUAGUACUUACAAUGAAAGUAAUAAAAUUUACAGGGCAAAACAAAAAGUUACCAAGAGUCAUUGCCAUAACAAAUAAAAAUGUGUAUAACAUUUCACCCUCUGAAGGGAGUGCCGUCAAGAGUUUUUUUUAAAGUUUGGUUAAUAAAUCAAGGAUAAAGCGAAAAAUACCAUUAUCUGCAAUAACUUCAAUCACUAUUUCUAAAAUAGUAAAGGAAUUCAUAUUACAUAUUCCAGUAGAAUACGAUCAACGAUAUCAAGUGGAUGAUUAAUUAUCAUUGAUUAUACAAACCUUGUGUGAAGUGUACGUAAGACAUAAUCUAAAAAAAAUACGAUGUCAUUUCAUAGAGGAAAUGAAUUUGAGUCAAUAUACAACAACCAACUAUGAUAUUAAGAAGAACAUUCGUAGAUAGCUACCAAAAUAAGGAUCAGAAAUGACUGUGGAUGACGUGAAAAUUGCUAUGUAAGCAGCCAGAGGGAAUGUGCAAACAAUCUAUUAAAAGUCUAAUACUUAGGAGAUUAGCAUAGAAGAUUUUACAUUGAUUAAGAUGUUGGGAAGAGGAGCAUUUGGAAAGGUAAUGUUAUGUGAGAAGAAAGACACAAAAGAAAUAUUUGCCAUAAAGAGUUUACGUAAGGAGGACAUCAUCUCAAGAGAUCAUAUUGAGUAUCUAAAAACAGAGAGAAAAAUAUUGGAAUAAACAUAACAUCCAUUCCUUGUUUCUUUGGAAUAUGCAUUUAUCACCUAAGAGUGUGUGUAUUUUGUUAUGAAGUUUAUGAUAGGAGGAGAAUUAUAUACUCAUCUAUAAAAAGUGAAUAAAUUCAAUGAAGAUUAUGCAUUAUUCUAUUCAUCUUAAGUAUUGUUGGCUCUGGAGUAUCUCCAUAAACAAGGAAUUAUCUAUAGAGAUUUGAAACCAGAAAACAUUUUGAUGGAUGAAAAAGGCUAUGUUGCUUUAACAGAUUAUGGAUUAGCUAAGUUCUUAUCUAAAGGUCAAGUCACCUAAUCAAUUGUUGGAACUCCUGAAUAUUUAGCCCCAGAAGUAAUUACUCAAUAAGGACAUGCCUUCACUGCUGAUUGGUGGUGCUUAGGCAUUCUUAUAUUCGAAAUGUUGUGUGGAAGAACUCCAUUCUUUUCAGAAAACAGAAAUUAAAUGUUUAGAAACAUUGUCGAAUCUGAAUUGAAAUUCCCAUCAACAUUAAAUCUCUCUUUUGAUUGUAAGAAUUUGUUGACAGCUUUAUUAAAGAAGAAACCUAAUGAAAGACUGGGAAAUAAAGGCGAUGCAGAAGAAAUCAAAAAGCAUCCUUGGUUUAAAAAGAUGGAUUUCUAAAGACUGCUCUAGAAAGAAAUUUAAGCUCCAAUAAUACCUGAUUUAUAAUCAGCCACAGAUUUAUCUAAUUUCAACCCAUAAAUUCUGGAUGAAAAAAUUGAAGAGGAUCAAAAUCCGAAUACAAACACACAGGCACUCAAAAAAUUUGAUUCAGAAUUUUAUGGACUCAAUUACAAAAAAGAAUGAUUGUUUAUUUCAAAAAGUUAUUUAUCAUAAUUUCAUCUGC
Messenger RNA from Paramecium tetraurelia, 1612 nucleotides. RefSeq lists its product as uncharacterized. The transcript has 8 exons. Gene Ontology annotation, cellular component: myosin complex. Lineage: Eukaryota; Ciliophora; Oligohymenophorea; Peniculida; Parameciidae. Gene Ontology annotation, biological process: protein phosphorylation. The record is from RefSeq and is a predicted model, not a curated record. Gene Ontology annotation, molecular function: cytoskeletal motor activity; protein serine/threonine kinase activity; ATP binding.